GUGAGCAGGCUAUAAGAAGUGAUGUUAGAUAUGUUUGGAUGGAAGGAUUUAUUCAGUACCAAAAACAAGAGCAACAAAACGCCUGUUUCUCUUUUGGUUGGCUAAUAACUUUGACAUCUAACUCACUCAAUUAUUUUCCAAUCCAUCAUCAGCUUCUUCUUCUUCUUCUUCUUCUUCUUCUUCUUUCAACAUCAUCAUCAUGGCUUCAUCAAACAGACACUGGCCUAGUAUGUUCAAGUCCAAACCUUGCAAUGCUCACCACCAGUGGCAGCACGACAUCAACCAAUCUCUCAUAUCAUCUGGUUGCCACAGACCCUCUUACACUUCAGUUCCAGGUGGGUGCGAGGAGCGAAGCCCAGAGCCAAAGCCGAGAUGGAAUCCAAAACCGGAGCAAAUUCGGAUACUGGAAGCGAUCUUCAACUCAGGGAUGGUGAACCCUCCUAGAGACGAGAUAAGGAAGAUUAGGGCUCAAUUGCAGGAGUACGGUCAAGUCGGUGACGCCAACGUCUUUUAUUGGUUCCAGAACAGAAAGUCAAGAAGCAAACACAAACUUCGCCAUCUCCAACAAAACUCCUCCUCCUCCUCAAGACAACAACACUCUCAACAAACUCAUCCCUCGUCUAACAAUAAUAAUUCAAUUGCUUCCAUAACCGCCCCAUCUUCCUCUUCAUCUUCUUCUGAGAAAUCAUCUCCCAAAGCAGCAGCAGCAGCAGCACCACCACCACCACAAGCCAACGAGACAUUCUCGAUGGGGUUCCCGAAUAUUGUCGCCGCCGCCGACGUUUCGAACUCUCCGACUGCGUCGGUGAAUCAGACGUUUUUUCAGACCACACACAAUGACUUCUUAGCCGAACCAGCUUUCUUCUUCCCGGUGGUGCACCAGUCCAAUAAUACUGGUGGUGGUGGAGGAGCUGCUGGAUUCGGCUUCUCCGAGCUAUCGAAUGUGGAUCAUGUCUCUGAACACAACAUUAAUGGGCCUUGCACUAGUCUGUUGCUGAGCGAGAUUAUGAACCACAACCACCCCCACCACCACCCCCACCACCCUGGGGAAAAUUCAAAUAGAGAUCGGGAAAUUAGGAAGGUCAUGAAAAUGAAUCAGUCGCACUUCAAUUACGACCUUACCACCACAACUCCAUCUUCUAUUUCUGCUCACACUACAACCACUUCUUCUAUUGCUGCUGUUCCAUCCCCUAUGAAUCAUAUCCAAGUGUUGGCAGGCGUUGGGGAACAGGAGGAAGCAGUGGGUCCGGGUAGUGCGGCUAGAUCAACGGUAUUCAUCAACGACGUGGCGUUCGAGGUUGCUGCGGGACCCUUCAACGUGAGAGAGGCGUUUGGUGAUGAGGCUGUCCUCAUUCACUCCUCUGGUCAGCCCGUUCUCACCAACGACUGGGGUCUAACUCUCCACUCUUUGCAACACGGUGCAUUUUAUUAUCUGAUUUAGGAGCUUUUUGAACCUUGGAGAAGGAACAGCCAUGUCUGGUCAUUGUGCUUUUUCUCUCACUUUCUCUAUGAUUUUGCAUUAGGGUUUCAAUUACUUCUUAUAUAGGGUUUCAAUUACUUCUUAUAUAACUCCGUUGAAGGAGUGGUGGGCACUUUAAGAGUUGUUGGACCUCUAUGUAUUAUCAAUGUUUUCCUUCUCAAUCAAAAAUUAUAUAUAUUUUAUAU
Messenger RNA from Ziziphus jujuba (common jujube), 1665 nucleotides. RefSeq names its product WUSCHEL-related homeobox 9. The record is from RefSeq and is a predicted model, not a curated record. Gene Ontology annotation, molecular function: DNA binding; DNA-binding transcription factor activity. The transcript has 4 exons. NCBI's taxonomy places the organism in Eukaryota, Viridiplantae, Streptophyta, Magnoliopsida, Rosales, Rhamnaceae. Gene Ontology annotation, biological process: regulation of developmental process. The coding region runs from base 200 to 1441 and encodes 413 amino acids.